AUGUCUUCUGAAAAAAAAUUAGUUGAUCAACUUCAAGAUGAUUAUUUUUAUUAUGGUGAUGAUAGUGACGAAACAAUCAUUGAUGUAGUUCUUGAUUAUAUGAGUAAUAAUAAAGAAUAUUUAAAGAAUGAAUAUAUUAUGAAUAAAAUUAAACAAGUUUUUAGAGAUGAAUAUAUUCAUGAUAAAAAAUUAGAUGAAUCAAAAGAUUUUUAUUAUAAAUUAAAACAAAGAGAUUAUGAAUUUGAUAUUGAAUCUGCUAUUGUAGUUAACCAAUUAAAACCUCAGUUUGAGGUUGAUGUUAAAGAUGAAACACUUCGUCGUUUAAAGAGAAAAAAUUUAGAUAUUAAGAAUGAAGAAUUAUUUAAUCAUAUUCAAGAAGAAGUUCAUGAUACAAUUUCAAAUUAUUCAUCAGUAUUAUCUUUAUAUAAUGGUGAUGUUAAUAAAUAUGAAAAGUCUGAAGAAUAUAAAUAUUUAGUUAAUAAAGAAACUUUACAACAAUAUAGAGA
Messenger RNA from Cetraspora pellucida, 506 nucleotides. NCBI's taxonomy places the organism in Eukaryota, Fungi, Glomeromycota, Glomeromycetes, Diversisporales, Gigasporaceae. The record is from the annotation of a GenBank genome assembly.